AUCCUUCCACUUUCAAACGAUCGCAACACAAUCCAAAGAACGACGCGGGGGAGCGAGCGAUAAAGCCAGAACAAGAGGAGCGAUCCAGAGGAGAAGACGAAAGAGUCAGGGGAGCUGCUAAGGACCGAUGGCCGACCCCAGCUAUUGGAUAGGGAUGGACAUCGAAACCUCCGUCACGAUGCUCGUCAUCGGUCUCGCCACCGCCGUCGUGAGCGUGUGCCUCUUCUUCAUUUUCAUGUGCAUCGUGCAAUGGUGGUACUCGCCACGGAUGCGCGUCUUCAGGCUCGGCGGCGUCACCACCCUGAGGCAGAACCUGGACUACACCUGCACCCUGUGCCAAAACAGCAUGGAGGCCGGCGAGAAGGUCCGCACGCUCUCCUGCGACCACGUGUUCCACUGCGGCGGCAGCGUCAAGUGCGAGGGAAUCGACCACUGCCUUCGCACUGGACCGAUGGAGCGCUGCCCGACCUGUUACCGGGUUCCCCAUCCCGUGCCCUGGAAGCGGACACCGCCACCGUCGCCACCAGCACCUACACCUUCACAGGGAGCAUUGGCGGCAGCGCUACCACCUUUGCGGCUCCCGUUGUCGACGCGGGAUUUGGACGAGGCGCUGCUGCGUUGGGAGCAAAUCCAGAAACUAGCGGAAGCGUCGUCAUCAGCAUCGCUGCAUCGGCGCCACCCGCGGACGUCGACGUCGGACAAGGAGGAGGUGUUGCCGCUUCCGGCGGACGACGAGAUACUACCUGAGGCGCCGUCAUCGCAGUAGACACGCGUGCGUGAUCAAGCCUGGAUGGGACGGUGUUGACACAGCACGUCCUGUGUGCGGCGAUCUCGAACUGGGUCAGUUCGUGGAGAUGUUCUUCUAGGAUUCUUUCGUCAUUUUGUUUUCUGCUUCGUUGAAACUGAUCGAGGGUAGUGCGUCUUUCUGAUGGUCAGAGACUCAGGACCAGUUCAUCAAGUACUCCUUAGUUGUUUCCGCUUUUGCUUCCUUCGAACUCAUCGAGCUUAGCUGCGUUCCUGCUCUUUUGUUAGGACUUCAGAGUUGAGUCCACCUUAAUGAACCAAAUGUCUGAAUGCCAAUGAACGAUGACUUGUUAGUUCUUACAUCAGCAUGAAUAGAUCCUUGGUUUUCAUUGCUCUUAUACUCUGUCUCAAUGUGAGAAUGAUUUCAGUA
Messenger RNA from Zea mays, 1174 nucleotides. Its product is annotated as zinc finger, C3HC4 type family protein. The coding region runs from base 128 to 766 and encodes 212 amino acids. The record is from RefSeq and is marked validated. NCBI's taxonomy places the organism in Eukaryota, Viridiplantae, Streptophyta, Magnoliopsida, Poales, Poaceae. The transcript has a single exon.